Danio rerio (zebrafish) is the source of this 3642-nucleotide messenger RNA. The record is from RefSeq and is a predicted model, not a curated record. Lineage: Eukaryota; Metazoa; Chordata; Actinopteri; Cypriniformes; Danionidae.
AGGAAUACUUUUUUGACAUUAUAUUAUAAAGGAAAAAGUCUGAAUGUGCGAAUAUAAGUGGAGUUGUUAAUCUAAUUUCUUAUAAUUAGUUUGUUAUAAUGCUGCUAUAUCCUUGUUCUAGUUUAGCAAUGUUGUUUUGUAUGUUCAGUGGCUUAAAAUCUGAAUUAAUAAAUUAGUUUUAAACGUUAAAGUCUUUAAAUACGUCCUAAAUUUUGCUGUCUGGUUUGAAAUGUUGCUAGUCGUAUGUAAAAUCCGCUGGAAAAUAGAACAAUAUGUAGUUUUUAUUUGGGCCUUCUGUGACUGACACUAGAUGUAACCUUUUAAAGGUUAUGGAAGAAAAUGAGAAGAGACGAAAAGCAGUAUCUCCACAACCCAGAAACCCAGCAGAAACUCCUGAAGUCAGUGAUGAAUCUGUCGAGAAUCGCAUUACAGACGUUUCUCCAAAAGCCAGCUGUGCCUCUGUGAAGAGCACCAGCUCCAUGGAUCUUCCUUUUAAAUUUAGUGGUGGGUCGGUGACCUUCGCCCCCAGUGCGAAGAGAGAUGCUUACAUCCAGGCUACUGAUCCUGCUCCAUGCCACACUUUAGCUGUUGAUCUGCUCAUAGAGAAACACAAAACCAGCAUGAACAGGAAGUAUGAGAGUUUGUUUGAAGGAAAUCAGUUGCGAAAGAAUAAAACAUCCCUGAACCAGAUCUACACACAACUCUUCAUCAUAGAGGGAGUGAGUGAAACUGUGAAUGAGGAACAUGAGAUCUUACAGAUGGAGAAAGGGUUCAAGACGCUUCAGGAAACUCCAAUCAAUUGCAAUGACAUCUUCAUGCCUUUUCCAGAAUCUAAGAAUUAUACACAAGACAAAGUCAAGACCGUUUUAACGAACGGCAUUGCUGGAAUUGGAAAAACAGUCUCUGUUCAGAAGUUUAUCCUGGACUGGACUGAGGGAAAAGCCAAUCGGGAUGUGGAUUUUUUGUUUGUGCUUUCAUUCCGAGAGCUGAACUUGAUUAAAGAUCAUGAGUACAGUCUUCGAAAACUUCUGCAGGACUUUCAUCCUGAACUUCAACAUCUGGAUUCAAUCGUUUUUGAACAGUAUAAUGUUUUGUUCAUCUUUGACGGUUUGGAUGAAAGCAGAAUCCCACUUACGUUUUCAGAUGCUCGGAAAGUCAGUGAUGUGAACGAGUCUACAUCACUGAGCGUGUUGAUGUCAAACCUCAUCCGAGGAGAUCUGCUUCCCUCUGCCCUAAUCUGGAUCACCACCAGACCAGCUGCAGCCAGUCAGAUCCCUUCAAAAUACGUCAACCGUCUGACAGAAAUCCAAGGGUUCAGUCAGCCUCAGAAGGAGGAAUAUUUCAGGAAGAGAAUCAGAGACGAGCAUCAAGCCAGCAGAAUCAUCUCACACAUCAGAAGAUCAAGAAGCCUCCACAUCAUGUGCCACAUACCGGUCUUCUGUUGGAUUUCAGCAACGGUUCUACAGAACGUCCUGGAAGAUGAUCUCAAUGCUGAAAUUCCUCAAACUCUGACUGAAAUGUACAUUCAUUUCCUGCUCAUCCAGACUAAAAUAAAGAACCAGAAGUAUGCUGAGAAUGAUCAGAGAAAUCCAGAAGAGCUUCUACAGUCCAGCAAAGAUGUGAUCUUGAAACUUGCUGAUCUGGCCUUCAAACAGCUGAUGAAGGGCAAUGUGACAUUUUACGAGGAGGACCUAGGAGAGCAUGGCAUAGAUGUUACAGAGAGCUCAGUGAAUUCUGGGAUGCUCACUGAGAUCUUCAGGUUGGAGUCUGUGAUUCAUCAUCAGAAAGUCUACUGCUUCAUACAUCUGAGCUUUCAGGAGUUUCUCGCUGCGUUUUACAUCUUUCACUGCUUUGUAAACGACACUUCAGAGGCUCUGAAAGUGUUUGAUUUGCUCUCAAAUUUUUAUAAGGGAGUGGUAGACGCAGCUCUUCAGAGUGAGAAUGGACACCUGGAUCUGUUCUUGCGCUUUCUGCUGGGUAUCUCACUGGAGUCCAAUCAAAGACUCCUACAGGGUCUCCUGAGGCAUACGGAGAAGAGCUCAGAGAGCAUCAGGACAAUCGCAGCUUACAUUAAAGAGAAAAUCAAACACGAGCAGGGGAUUUUAGCUGACCGAUCCAUCAAUCUGUUCCUCUGUCUGCUGGAGAUAAAGGAUCAAACCCUGUCCAGAGAGAUUCUGGAGUUUCUGAAAUCCGACAAACACUCAGAGAAUAAACUCUCUCCUGCUCACUGCUCGGCGAUCGCCUACAUGCUCCAGAUGUCAGAGGAGGUGCUGGAGGAGCUGGAUCUCCGAAAAUACAACACGUCAGAUGAGGGACGGAGAAGACUGCUGCCGGCAGUAAUGAACUGCAGAAAAGCACUUCUUGCCGGCUGUAAUAUCACUGAUCAGUGUUGUGACAUUGUGGCGUCAGCUCUGCAAUCAUCAGAUUCGUCCCUCAUAGAGCUGGAUCUGAGUAAUAAUGAUCUGCAGGAUACUGGUGUGAAGCUUAUAUGUGCUGGAUUGAAGAGUCCCAACUGUCAGCUUCAGGUACUCAGAUUGUCUGGGUGUAUGGUGACGGAGGAAGGCUGUGGUUUUCUGGCUUCAGCUGUCAGUUUAAAUACGUCGCACCUGAAAGUUCUGGACCUCAGCUACAAUCAUCCGGGAGAAGCAGGCGUUGAAAUGCUUUCAGCUCUACAGAACAAUCCAGACCUCAAACUGGAAAAAAUAAAUUUCAGCUAUUGUGGAGAGUUCAGGAUCACACCAGGAUUACAGAAAUAUUCCUGCUGUCUCAGUCUAGAUCCAGACACAGCAAACACUCGCCUCACUCUUUCAGAGAGAAACAGAAUGGUGAUGCGUGUGGUAGAUGAGCAGCCCUAUCCUGAUCAUCCAGACAGAUUUGAGCACUAUGAGCAGGUGCUGUGUAAAGAAACUUUGUCUGAUCGUUGCUACUGGGAGGCUGAGUGGAGUCGGGGGGUAAAUGCUGCAGUGGCAUAUAAAGGAAUCCGAAAAAAAGGUGGGAGUGACUGCAGAUUUGGGUGGAACGAAAAGUCCUGGGGUCUUUUCUGUACUCCGGAUCGAUACAGUGCUUGGCACGAUUAUAGGAGUAUAGACAUACUUGUCCAUUCAGACUCCUCAAACAGAAUAGCAGUGUAUCUGGACAGGCCGGCUGGAAUCCUGUCUUUCUACAGUGUCUCUGAUGAACACACACUCACACACAUACACACGUUUAAUGCCAAGUUCACUGAACCACUCUAUGCUGGAUUUUCUGUUUAUGGUUCAGUGUCAAUAGCGGGGUUUCCAUCCUAAUGUGAAGCAAAUCUUUCCAAAUUAAAAAAAAAAAGAAAGUUCCCCAUUGCAAAGUAGCUGCUUUUACCUCAAGUUAGAGUGGCUUGUUAUAGUAUUGGUGACCUAGUAACCAACAGUUACAAACAAGGCAAGCAUAAUGGAGUCAUGUGAGUGUAAUGUGUUUAUUAGUCAUUAUUAGUGUUUCCAUCUUACAUUAUUUACAUUAACCCUUUAUGCAAAACCACUGCAUGUUAGCGUAAAAACUACAUUCAGUCAUUUUCUUUUUGGCUUAAGGCUGAUUUAUACUUCUGCGUCAAACGCACGGGUAUGCUACGGCGUUGACGAAUAGCCCUUCGCCGUGGCCGUCGGCGUCACUGAC